This is a messenger RNA of Coprinopsis cinerea okayama7#130, 760 nucleotides long. RefSeq lists its product as hypothetical. Bases 1 to 540 code for a protein of 179 amino acids. NCBI's taxonomy places the organism in Eukaryota, Fungi, Basidiomycota, Agaricomycetes, Agaricales, Psathyrellaceae. The transcript is spliced from 2 exons. The record is from RefSeq and is a predicted model, not a curated record.
AUGGACACCAUCGAGCUCACCGACUUGUCACAGCGCCGACAGCCUACCCAACAACGGACACAACAACGAUCAGACUUGGACACCAAUACAUUCAUUCAGGCUGCCGUUCUUGCAGCCCUGGGCCUGCUUCUAGCGUUGUUUCCAGGUUUCGUCCAGUACCUUGCUGCAGAACGUGGGAGUGACACCAAUUCACACCUCGAGCGCUUCCUCUCACUCCACUUUGGGAUCUACCUGUUGGCAUUCGCUGUUUCUUUGCUAUUGAACACAAAGGCACAUCCAUUGCUCGUGCCACUGACCGUGGCGUCAUCAUUAUCCACCUUCCUGGCCUACAACACAAACCCUCCCCAUUCUUUCGCAACUACAUUCUUCCUCGCGAAUCUCAUACUAGCUGGGUCCGGUUGGAUAAUGAUACUCUUCCCCACUGAGGACCUGUCCAAGACGACUGGCGCAGACAAACGAACGUCUGCCUUCAUAUUCGGUAACAAGUCCGCAGCGUCCCGCAUUAAGAAGGCAUGGAGGAGGGAGACAGAGUCCAGGUGAUGGAUAAGUUUCAAGGUCGUUCCCAUUAUCGGCCACCCAUCCCGCCCAUCAUCUUUCCAAACAUAUCCGCCAUGUUAGGCAUGCCGCCCAGUCCCCCCAAUCCUCCGAGACCACCCAAUCCACCCAAUCCCCCUAGCCCUCCGCCACCCAUUUGUGCCAUCAUUCCUGUAACAUAUCAGCCAUCUGUUACAUGUACACGAAGCAGUUUGCUUACUUUGCA